AUGCCAUUCGGUCUUAAGAAUGCGCCCGCAACCUUUCAACGGCUGAUGGACAAUGUACUAUCAGGCCUUCAAGGCAACGAAUUAUUCGUUUAUAUGGACGACAUUGUUAUUUACGCUAAUUCCUUGCAUGAACACGAAAUCAAAUUCAAUAAACUAAUGAAUAGAUUACAAAAGGCAAAUUUGAAACUACAACCUGACAAAUGCGAAUUUCUACGCCGAGAGGUAGCAUACUUAGGCCACAUAAUAGGAUCCGACGGUGUUCGACCGGAUCCGGAAAAGAUAAAAUCUAUAAAAGAAUUCCCUACCCCGCGCACUCAAAAGCAAAUUAAGCAAUUUCUCGGAUUGGCCGGAUACUAUCGACGAUUUAUACCUGAUUUCUCGAAAACUGCUAAACCUUUAACGGAUUUAUUGAAGAAAGAUAAGGAAUAUAUAUGGCGCCCAAUUCAACAACACGCGUUCAACAUCCUUCGAGAAUCCUUGUGCUCGCAUCCUAUACUCCAAUAUCCAGAUUUCACAAAACCUUUUAAUCUUACAACUGAUGCGUCUGGCUAUGCCAUCGGAGGCGUUCUUAGUCAAGGUCCUAUCGGACAGGAUCUUCCUAUUGCUUACACUUCACGCGUCUUGAACCCCGCGGAACAAAAUUAUUCUACCAUUGAAAAGGAAUGUUUAGCCAUCGUAUACUGUGUUCAAUAUUUCAGACCCUAUUUGUAUGGGCAAAAAUUUAAGAUAAUCACCGACCAUAAACCACUUAUGUGGCUUCAGUCGAUAAAAGAUCCUUCAUCCAGAUUAUGGAAGUGGAAAACGAAACUCGCUGAAUAUGAAUAUGAAAUACAGUACAAAAAAGGGACUUUGAACAGCAAUGCUGAUGCCCUUUCACGAAAUCCUAUUGUUACCACUCUACCCUUGAAUUUUAACAACGAAGACUCCAAUGAAUCACUUUUUACAUUUCCCCCGGAGCAACAAAAUCCUAAUACUAAUGAGAGUGUACAUCCUUCAUCAUCCCGAGACACACCUGACCCUGUACCGGUUAUAGAACCACCCAGGGUACACACUCCUGUUAUACUACAAAAUACCCACGUCAUACCAGAAAUCGACACUGACGACGAAUCUUUAUUAUCGGACCAUCUGGACGACAGCUCUGACUCUAGCGAAGAAAUAUUUGAUGCCCUCUCCAUACCCGCCGAAAUAGGCGACAUCGUAAGAAAUCCUACCCUAUUAAAAGUUAAACUCACUCGAGACUCCCUGAUGUCACAAAAGGACAAUCACGUAGUGUUUAUAAAAGGUGACGGUACACCUUUCGAUAAUGGUUCAAACGAGUACGAGAAAACAAACAAACUGCCAAGCUAUACCAAUAUUAUCCUUGAAAGAGCUAAAGUAAACUCUAUAGGGAAAAAUGUUCUCAUAUCUUUACCAGUAAAGCUAGAUGACAGAAUAAUGAUAGAGCACGAGAACAUAAAGAAUUGUAUAAAAUCUCUUGUAGAUGUAGUAAACGAAAUGCAACUAAAAUCUUUUUCUAUCAGACGAACACAUUAUUUAGACGCGAUCCCUUGGGAUUAUGUGCAACGACAAAUUUUGAAACACUUUGAAGAUACAUCCUUGCGAAUUACAAUAUGCGAAGGAGUAAUACAGACACCCAAGUUAGAAGAUAGGGAAAAUUUAAUUCUGGAAAAUCACGCGAGCGCUUUAGGCGGACACAAAGGUGUCACCAAGACUUACAACAGGCUACGAAUGUCAUACUAUUGGAAUACGAUGAAAAGGGACGUACAAGCUUUUAUUCAACAAUGUCGUACAUGCCAACUUAAGAAACUUACCCGCGUAAAGAUCAAGCAACCUAUGGUCAUCACCGACACUCCCGGUGCUGCCUUUGACAAAAUUUCCAUGGACAUUAUGGGUCCUUUGCCUAUUACUGAUACGGGAAAUUCUUAUAUCCUUACUAUCCAAGACCUCCUCACUAAAUACUCUCUUGCCAUACCUCUUGCUGAAACUACAUCACUUACAAUAGCUGACGCGUUUGUCAAACAUUUCAUUUGUAUUUACGGAGCGCCGCGAGCUCUUCUAACCGAUCAAGGUUCCAAUUUCUUAACUUCCCUAAUGAAAAAUAUUGCCAGAAAAUUUGGGAUACAACAAUACAAAACAACCGCCUAUCAUCCACAAUCCAACGGAUCAAUUGAACGAUCGCAUCAUGUGCUAAUGGAAUAUCUCAAAACGCAAAUCACUCGCGACACCAACUGGGAUGAACACUUACAUUUAGCAAUGUUUUCAUAUAAUACAAGUAUCCACGAAAGAUGCAUUGGAUACGAGAUAAACCUAGGUGCGCCUCAGAAAGCACCAAGGAACCACAGCAGUUACCCAACCUCCGCAUACCUGUGUGCCUUAGGGCAAAAGGAUAUUCUAACUCCCUCCUCAACAUCAUACUAUGCUCAUCCUGCUAUUACACCGCCAAUCCUACUGUCAAUGACGAUUAUUACACAUUUGCUAUUCUACACGCUUUUGUUGAUGGACAAGAAUAUGAACUCGAAAUAUGUCACAUGUGCUUUGCCCCCAUAA
This is a messenger RNA of Harpegnathos saltator (Jerdon's jumping ant), 2547 nucleotides long. RefSeq lists its product as uncharacterized. Gene Ontology annotation, biological process: DNA integration. Gene Ontology annotation, molecular function: nucleic acid binding. The record is from RefSeq and is a predicted model, not a curated record. The transcript has 2 exons. NCBI's taxonomy places the organism in Eukaryota, Metazoa, Arthropoda, Insecta, Hymenoptera, Formicidae. Bases 1 to 2547 code for a protein of 848 amino acids.